This is a messenger RNA of Molossus molossus (Pallas's mastiff bat), 1044 nucleotides long. RefSeq names its product olfactory receptor 7D4-like. Gene Ontology annotation, molecular function: olfactory receptor activity; G protein-coupled receptor activity. The transcript has a single exon. Gene Ontology annotation, cellular component: membrane. Gene Ontology annotation, biological process: G protein-coupled receptor signaling pathway. The coding region runs from base 106 to 1044 and encodes 312 amino acids. The record is from RefSeq and is a predicted model, not a curated record. Lineage: Eukaryota; Metazoa; Chordata; Mammalia; Chiroptera; Molossidae.
AUGUCCAUGCAAAGGUGGAAUCAAAAGGUGAUGACUAGCUGAGAUACCAUUUGGCUGUUUAUUGAAUGUUGCUUUCACCUCCUUUUCAGAAGACACAUCAGCUUCAUGGAGACAGAAAACCACACAGAAGUAUCAGAAUUCCUCCUCCUGGGUCUCUCAGAUGAUCCUAAACUUCAGCCCCUACUCUAUGGAGUGUUCCUGUCCUUGUACCUGUUCACCAUGCUUGGAAACCUGCUCAUCAUCCUAGCCAUCAGCUCAGACUCCCACCUGCACACCCCAAUGUACUUCUUCCUCGCCAACCUGUCCUUGGUUGACAUCUGUUUCACCUCCACCACCAUCCCAAAGAUGUUGGUGAAUAUCCAGGCACAGAGCAAAAACAUUUCCUACAUUGAAUGCCUCAUUCAGGUGUACUUUUUUAUGGUUUUUGCCGGAAUGGACAAUUUUCUCCUGACUGUGAUGGCCUAUGACCGCUAUGCGGCCAUCUGCCAACCUUUGUACUAUACGGUCAUCAUGAAUCCACACUUCUGUGGUGUCCUGGUUAUAAUGUCUUGGCUCAUCAUUUUAUGGGACUCCCUGAUUCAUAUUCUACUGAUGAGGAGGCUGACCUUCUGUACAGGCACUGAAAUUCCACAUUUCUUCUGUGAACUGGCUCAGAUCCUCAAGGUGGCCUGCUCUGACACCCUCAUCAAUAUCAUCUUCUUGUAUGUGGCCACUGCCCUUCUGGUUGUGUUUCCUCUCACUGGAAUUCUCUUUUCUUACUCUCAGAUUAUCUCCUCUUUAAUGAGAAGAUCCUCUGCAAAAGGAAAAUAUAAAGCAUUUUCCACCUGUGGGUCUCACCUCACUGUGGUCUCCCUGUUCUAUGGGACAGGCCUAGGGGUCUACCUCAAUUCUGCUGUGACCCAUUCUCCCCUACAAAAUUCAGUUGCCUCAGUAAUGUACACAGUGGUCACUCCCAUGCUAAAUCCCUUCAUCUAUAGCCUGAGGAACAAGGAUGUGAAGGGGGCCCUGAGAAAGCUCCUGAACCCAAAAGCAUCUUGUCUCUGA